Molecule: messenger RNA, 5379 nt
Organism: Leptopilina heterotoma
Lineage: Eukaryota; Metazoa; Arthropoda; Insecta; Hymenoptera; Figitidae
Gene: PsGEF
Exons: 17
Coding region: 365-5368 (1667 amino acids)
Biological process (GO): signal transduction
Cellular component (GO): nucleus; plasma membrane
Molecular function (GO): protein binding; guanyl-nucleotide exchange factor activity
Source: RefSeq, a predicted model, not a curated record
ACCGCUCGUUUGAUCGGUCGUUAUAUUUCUCCAUUCUGUUAUCGCACACGCGACUUCUUUUCUAAUAUUCUAUUCUAUUUUUAAACAAAAAAUUAUUUAUUUAAAAAAAAAGUUUUAAAUUAAAAAAUCUAUUUAUUUAAUUUAUAAGUUUAUUUGUAUUUACCAUUUAAAAAAAAAGACCCUUUUUAUUUUAACUUUAAUGAACUUGUCCGAAAUUGUGAUAUGCUGAUUAGUGGGAAUGUGUUUAAUGAAAGUGAACAAAAAUUGUGAACUGACAAACUCAAAAUUGAAACAAAAAGGAAUUUUUUCUUAUGCCUAUUAGUAGCUGAGGAAGGAUUUUAGUUUUUUUCCCGCAAAAACAAAGAUGCUAAAGUGGACGGUAUCGAGAUCUUUGUCUACGGCCAGUUCUACCCCCCAUGGACCACCUAAUAUUAACAAGACGUCCCGCAGACCUUUUCGUGAUCUCUCCAAUACUCCUCCAGCCUCCGGCUCCAAAACGAAAAGCAAUCUACCCAACGCUCAAAAUUCUUCGACGGGAAUUAAACCCACACCUGGACGUAGACGACGUUGUCGUAGUCAUGGCAGCGAUCUAAGAGGGUACUUUCAGUCGACGAAGACGAGUUUCAGAUCAGUGAAGCGACAAUCGCUUCUUCACGACUUGCAGAAAUCCUCGGAGCCAACUGAAAGUUUUUACCUGAGUACACCGAGAGUUGACGCUGAUAUUCCACUCACCUUAUUCCCGAGCGAGUCACGAACUAGUGAGACGACAACGACAACAGCUUUAACUUUACCAACAGCAUUAACAACAACAACAAAUCCGCCACCAUCGCCACUGAGAAUAAGUUCAAGAAACUUUCCAAGUAGCAAUGAACUGCCACAGAAUAUCGUUAACGAGGCACGUGCCAAUCGACAGUCCCAUGUUUCGGAUUUCUUUCAAAAAAUUGCCCUCGCCGCAAGUCCCGAGGAUAUUAUGGAGGCCGAUUCAGUGCCAUUAUGUAAACGAAGGAUAUUCUCGCAAAAUUGUGAGAGUACAAAAACAACAAUUUCAUCGGAAUUUGCACGCGUCUCGUGUAUACCGAAAUUAGCGAGAAUAACGAAAUUACAAUCGCGAUGUAGAACGCCAUAUCAUACGAAGAAUGGACAGGGGAAGAGUCCUUUUAAAAUAAAGGAGAGUGUUCAUACGCCACUUGCUGGGAAAUUAUUGGAUUUGAAAAUUGAUCAGGAUUUACCAAAGUUCGAGAAUGUGGAUAAUACUGUUACUGAAGUUAUGAAUAGGGAACGCAAAAGGAGUUGUGGAGGCAAAACAGUGGCGGAAAUUCUCCUCAAGGACACUGAGGAGAGGCGAAAAAUUCUCGAGGCAAAAUUGACGACGACGAGAGGUGAAAAUUCGCCGGAGCAUAUUUAUGAAAUGAUUGUUGAACGUGAUGAGAUUGCUUCGCAUAGUGACAGUUCAGUUUCGUCAGCUAGUCAACUGCUGGAAAAUCCAUCGCCCCUCUCGUGGGCACUUCAAUCGCCGUCUAAAGAUUUUGAGGGUGAAUUUACGUUACGUAGACAGCGGGGAAUUCGUCGGAAACGACAGCAAAAGGAGACAGAGAUUGAGAAAAAUUCCGCGAGUAAACGAGCAAAGAAACUAAGUCAAAGUCCAACGAAUGUGAAUGAUGAAAAUCAUGUGAAUGAAAUAAGUGAAAUUAUUAUUCAGGAUCCAUUGAUGGAGGCUGUGAAUCGUAAUGUAAAGAGAUGUCCACUUGAGACGGAUCUCGAUUCAACUUUAGAUGAUGAUAAUAAAUUUGCUGGAUCGACGACAACAUUUUGUGUUGAUAUUCAAAGUCAAAUAUUAGAGGAUUCGAGGAGAAAGGCCAGUUUUUGGGAGCUCGAGAGUCCCAAAUCGUUAUUAAUUGAUGAUUUACAUAGUACAAAGUCAUUUUUGAAUUCCGUCGAAAAUACUCCUGAAGCGCCGUUGGUGGCGACUGUCAGGAGAUGUUUAAAAUAUAGUCCUGAAAUCGAUCCGCCAAAGUCAAAUUCAAAAGGAUCGAUACAAAUCGAACACUCCGUCCAUGAUGAGCAAAUUCAUCUUAAAGUGAUACGGUGUAAGGAUCUGAGGAGGACUUACGAGGGUCCCAUCUACGCUUACGUGAAGGUGACCCUCAAAAAUUCUAGUGGAGUGGGUUUAGUGCAUAAAAGAACUGCAGUUCACAGGGCGACGCCAAAUCCAUUUUUUCACGAAACUCUACUUUUGCCCUGUCCAAUUAGCAAUAAUAAUUGUUCGAGCAAAUCUACCUCUUUGGAUAUUGCUGUUUGGCACAGGGAUCGACGAGCAAGACGCAGUGAACUGCUGGGCUGCAUGACUCUACCCCUGCCCCUGUCCCAGGACAAGGAAGCUACAUGGCAUCCCUUGGAAGCAGGUUCAGGCAGAAAUACGAGCACGCCUUAUGCGGGAAUAACGCAGGAGUGCGGUGCUUCACCUCCAUUGUCAAAAAAUGGAGAGUCAGAUAACAAUAAUUCCAGUGGUGAGGAUCUCACAUACCUCCGUCAUUUGGAACUCGAGCCCAUCGAUCCACUCACGGGACUUCCACUUCAUCCUGGUUUCACCGCCAGAGGUGGAAGAACGCCUUGCACCAUCACCAGGAGAUUGACCAGGCCCGCUACCGGAAAUCCGAUUCCAUGGGGUUUCUCGUUGUCCUGGGGACGACCGCCAAAAGUGGAGCGAGUCGACACUGGAAGUCCAGCGGAACGAUCGGGCUUAAGGCCCGGGGAUCAUGUCGUUUUUGUCGAGACAACAAACGUCGUGACAAGACCACGGGAGGAAAUUUUGAAUUUAAUUCAAGCGGCGACAAAUCAAUUAAUUCUCGAAGUCUACAGGAAAGGCGGUGUUCAGUCCUCGUUAAAUCGUCCCAGUUCGGUGAACAUUCAAGCGCCGACUAGUCAGCAUCAUUCCGUCACAUUCACGGCCGAGGUAUUGAAGAAAUCGGCAAUUGUCAAUUUUUUAUUGAGGAAGUUACCGAAAAAAAGGAUUCGUAGCUCGAGAACACUUGGGCCAGUAGAAGGAGUUAAUUAUUCGCCAGUAUGUUCAAGGCAGGUGUUGCCCAGCUUAACUCCGGACGCGCCACCGGAGGAAGAAUUGAAAGUAAGGGAAUCACGUUAUUGUGCAGCGUUGAAGAGUGGACAGACGAGAUUUCUGACCCCAUUGGCUGAGCAGAGGGAAGUUUUAUCGUCAACUGAUCAUAUGAUACUUUUUCAAAAUCUCGAAGAGUUGCUCAAAAUUUCCGAGGAGAUAAAAAAUGAUGGUGCAGCUAUUGAAAGUUAUUUGUCACGAGUGCCCAAGAUAAUAGCCUCAUAUAGAAGAUAUCUUAGUGGACUUCAAAGAGCUUGUUGCCUCCUAGUUGCUCUUAGAAGGAGUUCUUCAUUUGCAAAAUUAGUCGCCGAACCCGCCGUUCCCAGGAGGAGAAAUCCUGAUCUCACUGGUGUUUUGCUCCUUCCACUGGAACAUUACAGGGAAAUGACAAGAUUGCUGGGACUCGCUUGCCCGAGAAAUUGCCCGCAGGCGAGGGAUUUAUUGCAGGGUUAUAGAGAAGCAACAUCGAACGCAGGAGUUAUGGAACCACCACGAGACACUGGAAAACCGUUGUUGAGUCUGCAGGAAAUGGAAUCGAGACUUGUUUUUGCGAGAUGUAAACCAUUUUGCCUUGCCACACCAGGAAGACAAUGGCUCUUUGGUGGCGCGUUGACGAAAGUGGAAAGUCGAGCGUCCUUGCAAUCGACGUGGGCUCUUCUUUUGACCGACAUCCUGGUGUUUGCUCGAGUUUCACGAGAUCGUGUUCUCUUCGUUACGGAGGAGCCUCUUCAUCUCUCGAGCAUAGCGGAAGCCUGCUUCAAUGUUCGUAAAAGACCCACGGAAUUUCGAUUGCAAAUUGCACUCGCCCAGAGUGAAAACGGUCAUCUGGAAACUAUUCACACCGGUGGAUGCAGUCCGCACAGUCGACCGAGAAGAAGAGUCCUGAUCCUCAGAGCUGCAACUGCGGAACUAAAGGCCGUUUGGCACAAUUUACUUCAACGGCAGAUAAUCUACAUCAACACUUGCUGUGGUGACGCUCCUCUUGUAGAUAGUCCAGAAGAAACUCUAAACGAUAAUUUUAAUUCAAUGAAUGCAACGAAUCUUGAGUAUCAUGAAGAAAUACAACAUCAUCACGAUGACGAUAAGGAAAAGUUUGAGGACAGUCUUGAUAUUAUCAAGGAUUCGAAUCACUUGGCUCAGUGGGUUCAAAAUUCACACCAAAUCCCAUCGCCGGAUCAGGAAGUCUCACUCGAGGAAUGGACCGCCGAGGAAUUGGCUCUUCGAACUCCGAGGGAAAAUUGUGAACGGACUUUAGAAUACGCUGCUGAAGAAACUACUACUGUCAAUUCCGAUGUCGAACAACAAAGUACAACCUCCAGUGCAAGUUUAAAUACCGUCAAGUCCAGUAAUGUGUCCAAGAAGAAUGGAUCCUAUCAGAUUCGCGAGACGACCAUCAGCAUCUGUAGGAGAUGUCACAAAUCCGGUUGUCCGACACCUCCGCUAGUUCGCGAUCCAUUUUCACCGAUUCCACCGAGAAUUUCCGUACUGCCACCAACUCCGGACAUUUGUACGAGGCACAAAUUGCGAAAUGGUUUGACCGACAGUCAAGGACGUGACAGUCCAGCGAGUGCAUCGGCCGAUGGGAACACCGAGGAAGGUAGUGAGGACGAUCUCGAUGUCGAUGGAGAACCACCUUACAGAGCCUUACGGAGAUUUGGAACAUUGAGCAGUUUAGAUCAGGAUGAUGAAAUUGAAGAGCCAACUGAGGAGGAAUCACAGGAGCAGGAAUCGCCAACGGGCUUUAAGGCGUGGACAGUGAAAGCGAGUAAUUAUGUUGUCAGUAAAAUGACGUUACUGGAACAUUUUGGCGAUCAAUUUUUACAACCGCCAUUACCGCCAGAGAGAACGGAAUUUUCAUUGGAGGGUAACGAUGAGGAAGGCACCACUUCCGGUGGCACAUCGGGUGAUGAUAUUUGGGGAACACCAACCUCUGGCGGUCCUGAUGAUGAAAGUUUUACUGCUAGUCCGGUAAGAGAUCCAUCGUACCAGAUUCGACAAUUCUCGAAGCCGCCGACCAACAAUUCUUCUGGUGCCUUCGGUGAAGAUAAUUUCGGCAUGUCGAACGACGAUGACGACGACGACGCCGACGAAUUGGACAGCGAGGAUUGCCUCCUGCCCGAAUUGAGUAUAGAUCAACUUCUCGGAAGUGCGAGUCUAGGCUCGAUAAAGGGUUACCUGGGCCGAAGACGACUUGAACCAUUGCCCGAAGAGGAGGAUUCAUCGGGCAGCGAUAAGCAUCAAGUUGGAUGGUGGUGACAGAGGUUUCC